Messenger RNA from Penicillium griseofulvum, 960 nucleotides. Its product is annotated as amidohydrolase family protein. Gene Ontology annotation, cellular component: cytoplasm; cytosol. The record is from RefSeq and is a predicted model, not a curated record. NCBI's taxonomy places the organism in Eukaryota, Fungi, Ascomycota, Eurotiomycetes, Eurotiales, Aspergillaceae. Bases 1 to 960 code for a protein of 319 amino acids. Gene Ontology annotation, biological process: secondary metabolic process. Gene Ontology annotation, molecular function: hydrolase activity; carboxy-lyase activity. The transcript is spliced from 2 exons.
AUGGAUGGAAAGAUUGACGUCCACCACCACUAUUUACCCGAGGAAGUCGUGGCGAAACUUGCUCGGUCUCUAAUUGGUCAGAGAAAGCUGCCACCAGUCCCGCGUUGGUCACCCGAAGUGAGCAGCGAGUACAUGGAAAAAGUUGGAACAGGCACUGCCAUUCUGUCCUUCCCAAUUACAUUUGCCUUUGAGGGCAAUGAAGGCAGUGAAGUAGCAAGACAGGUCAACGAGUAUGCAGCCAAAGUACGAGAUCAAGAUCCCAAGCGAUUUGGAUUCUUCGCAGCGAUUCCCUCGCUCUUAGAGCCCGAAAAUGCCUUGCUGGAAAUCCGCCAUGCCUUCGAUAAUUUGCAAGCAGAUGGUGUCAUGUUGCUUGCUCGCUAUGGUGAUGCAUACCUAGGCAAUCCAUCCUUCAUCCCUAUCUGGGAAGAAUUGAACCAGCGCUCUGCGGUGGUGUUGGUGCACCCAGGUUCCAGCUUCCUCGGGGGGCCCCGGUUCAACCAAUACGUUGACCCCAGUGUCGCUGAGUUCCCCCAGGAAACCACAAACACGGCUUUGGAUAUGAUCAUGAACAACACUCUGCGGAGCUUUUCCAAUUGCAAAGUUAUCUUGUCCCAUGCCGGCGGGACGCUCCCGUACCUUAUUCGACGAGCGUCGGCUCUCAUUCCAAUGUUUGCCGCGCACAUCGACCCUCCACCCAAGCCGGCCCAUGAGAUUCUUGAGGAUUUCAAAACCUUCUACUUUGACCUGGCUCUGUCGAGCUCUGCUUAUACUUUGGAUCUGUUGCUGAAGCAUGUGCCUCACGACCAUAUCUUGUAUGGUAGUGACUUCCCAUUUGCGCCAACUCCAGCAACUGUUGCCUUUGCAAGGGAAUUGGACGAGUACCCAAUGACCGAUGAGACAAGAGAGAUGAUCAAUUGGAAGAAUGCGCGGGCGCUCUUCCCGCGUCUUAUGAAGCAGUGA